Sorghum bicolor (sorghum) is the source of this 1294-nucleotide messenger RNA. Its product is annotated as heavy metal-associated isoprenylated plant protein 23. The record is from RefSeq and is a predicted model, not a curated record. The transcript has 2 exons. The coding region runs from base 507 to 1013 and encodes 168 amino acids. NCBI's taxonomy places the organism in Eukaryota, Viridiplantae, Streptophyta, Magnoliopsida, Poales, Poaceae. Gene Ontology annotation, molecular function: metal ion binding.
CACACAGCUAUAGUUGUAGUUGUAGGGUUGGCAACACAGGCACAGGGUCACUCACAAGGAUACUUUCAUGCAGGCCAUGGACACUGUUUAGCUUUCCAAAGGCUCUCUCCGCUCUCCCUUUCAACGAUACACCUCUCGCAUCAUUGAUCUCAUCUUUGUCCUCAUCACAUCAACACAAAACUGCUGUUAGGGAAAACAGAGAGGCUCCAUGCCCAAAACUGUCCUCCUGUCACUGCCCUGCCCAUGAGGGCUUUGUUCGUUUUGAAAGAACAAAUGCCCAAGGCUUUGUUGCUAGUUAGCUCGACUGCUUGAGGCCGCAGAGCCUAUAUAAAUGGCCAGCUACUAGAUUGGCCUUUCUUCCUCAAGCAGCCUCUCGGUGCUCUGCGUAGUUCUUUUCGAAAAAUUGCUGUGCAUAUCUGUUGAGAGCUUCUUGCCGGUGCUGGUGUGGUGGUGUUAAUUGGGUUCCUUGUAGUGCGACUCGUCCAUCGUCCUUGCCACCAGCUGCCAUGGGGGGCACCUUGGAGUACCUGUCAGGGCUGCUGGGAGUGGGAGGGAGUGGAAGCCAUGACCACGAGAACAAGAAGAAGAAGAGGAAGCAGCUGCAGACGGUGGAGCUCAAGGUCAGGAUGGACUGUGAAGGGUGCGAGCUCAAGGUCAGGAGCACCCUCUCCUCCAUGAAAGGGGUCGAGUCGGUGGAGAUAAACAGGAAGCAGCAGAAGGUGACGGUGGUCGGGUACGUGGAGGCGACCAAGGUGCUGAAGAAGGCGCAGUCCACGGGGAAGAAGGCGGAGCUGUGGCCGUACGUGCCCUACAACCUGGUGGCGCAGCCCUACGUGGCCGGCACCUACGACAAGCGCGCCCCGCCCGGGUACGUCCGGAGCGUGGAGCCUGCUGCAGGCUACGUGGUGGCCGCCAGUAGCCAACUGCAGGCCGCCGCCGGCGGCAGGCCGCCGGGUGACCACCUCACCGACAUGUUCAACGACGAGAACCCCAACUCCUGCUCGGUCAUGUGAGGAUCCGGAGAGAAACCGAGAGAAAAAGUGAGUGGAUAUUCGUUCGGGGUUUGCAUUCUCCCCCUGUGAGUCGGACGAUGGUUGUUGGUGUGAUUGACAUUUGGAAGUUCUUCCUGCUCAGUGUUAGACGUCUCUGCACCCAUCGCUGAUGUUGUUGCUUGUACUGUAUCUCCCUGCCCUGUGCCCUGCUUUGUAGUUCAUCCAGUGAUAUGUACUGCCCGGUAGGAGAAUUUGGCGCUGAAACCCGUGGGAAUUGUACUGGCCGGUUCUUAUGUGAUGUA